Molecule: messenger RNA, 2793 nt
Organism: Penicillium verrucosum
Lineage: Eukaryota; Fungi; Ascomycota; Eurotiomycetes; Eurotiales; Aspergillaceae
Product: putative raffinose synthase protein Sip1
Exons: 3
Coding region: 1-2793 (930 amino acids)
Source: RefSeq, a predicted model, not a curated record
AUGCAGGUCAACAAUAGAGAUACCUCAACCUUCCCGAUUCAGGGCCCCAGCCAAAGCGCUCGACAGCCACAAGCAUUAUUUAUUAGUGCAGCUCAAAUGUCUAUGUUUGCACGGGUGACAUCCUAUCCCCCGCUGGGACAAAUCACUUGUAUCCAACCGGCACCGAAGGCAUUACGAUCUGAAGAAGAUGCGCUGCGUUUCACGGUUACCAUCGAGUCCAGCAGCUCACUCCCCACACAAUCAUGGGAAGCGCAGAUCUGGCAUAACAUCACUAGGCCCGAGUGGGAAUCUCUGCCAUUGAAGAAACGUGACACAGAUCAUGCAGCUCUUUUGACCGGAAGUGAUAGCGACUACCACUACCAUCGCUAUGUAUUUUCAGAAGAGAUAUCCCUGCCGGCCGCGGGAGGUCAUGCCCAGUUCACUGUCCGGUUCCGAACUGGACCAGAUACGGAAUGGCAGUGGGCUAAUCAAAAACAUCCCGUCGCUGACGGUGAAAUUGUAUAUAGCGCACGCCAUUCCGAUCUGGACAAGGCUGUGUGCACUGAUGUUGCCGCACGCGCUCCUAGAGAGCAACUGGCGAAGUACAUUGAUAAUCUUCAUGAUGACUUGCAAAUUGAGUCACGGCGUAGUGAGGCUCCUGGAUCGGUCCUCUGGGCAAUUUUGGGUGAUAUAGACGGUGCUCAAAAUGGAUCCUCAAGCAUCAAACGACUUGCGCUUGGCACCCCUUCGUCGGUGGUGAGGUAUCUAUCACUAGUACGUGUUUCGAGCCCAUGGCUGGGUCCUAGACAUGGCAAGGAAAGCUUCCGACUUACCGAGGACGCAAUACUUUGCUCUUUUCUGCGCGAAGAUGGCGUGAAUCUUGUUCUACUGGCUGUUUCCGGAGUCAACGAUGUUUUGACCGUGUUCCAGUCAGGCGAGAACGGCGAGGUUGUGAUCUCCGCAAGGAGUGACGAUUCAGAACCAUCGAAUUUCGAAGUGCUUGUCAGCACCGCAGAGAAUUUCGAAGUUGCCAUGUCAGCAGUAGUUUAUGAGGCACGGAAAGUGGUCAGGCCAUUUGCGGAUGCGGCUCAUCUGGAUUUGGAAGAUUCGGUCCCAUUGUCUCCCCCUGGUGAUGAUAUGGUUCUUGUCGAGAAAGACCCAAGUGUACAGUGGCUUUCUGAGUGGUUUGACGGUCUCACAUAUUGUACUUGGAAUGGACUGGGACAGGACCUCAGCGAGGAGAAGAUCUUGAAUGCCUUGGACUCAUUGAAGGCGAAUGGGAUCAAUAUCGUCAAUCUUAUUAUCGAUGAUGGCUGGCAGACAAACGAUAAUGAAGGGGGUCUCAGUUCAGCCAAGGCUGGAAGCAGAUUGAAGCAUACCGUGGAAGGUAUUCGCCAAGCACAUCCCAAUAUUGAACAUGUUGCGGUCUGGCACGCCUUGCUGGGUUACUGGGGGGGUAUUUCACCAGAUGGAGAUCUGGCUCAAAGAUUCAAAACAAAGCAAGUGAAGAUCAAAGAUCCCGCCGCUAAUGGGCCCAUGGCGGAGAAUCUUCCAGAUGGAACAAUCCUUGCCAUUGACCCCGAUGAUAUUAAAUUGUUCUAUGACGAGUUCUAUAGCUACCUUACAUCUGCCGGUAUCGACUCAGUCAAGACCGAUGCACAAUUCUUCCUCGAUCUCCUCGAGGAUCCAGCGGACCGCCGAAGAUUCAUGACUUCUUAUCAAGAUGCAUUGUCUAUCGCGUCACUCCAACACUUUAGUACUCGGUCAAUAUCAUGCGGGUCAAUGACCCCUCAAAUAAUUUUCCAUUCACAAAUGCCCACCAACAAACCGACACUUCCGUUGCGAAACUCCGACGACUUCUUUCCAGAUGUUGUUCCUUCGCAUCCGUGGCAUGUAUUCUGCAAUGCUCACAAUGCACUACUUACCCGAUAUCUGAACGUAUUGCCAGACUGGGAUAUGUUCCAGACAAGUCACGCAUACGCAUCAUUCCACGCGGCAGCACGAUGUGUAUCUGGAGGACCAAUCUAUAUCACUGAUGAACCGGGAAAACAUGACCUGACCCUGCUCGAUCAGAUGACUGCACCUACCGUAAAAGGAAUCACGGUGAUCUUGCGUCCUAGUGUCAUCGGACGCACCAUAGACAUAUACCACGACUACAACGAAGGACAUGUUCUGCGCGUCGGAAGCUACACCGGUUGGGCCAAAACCGGAAGUGGAAUUUUGGGCCUUUUUAACAUUCAAUCUACGGAGGCGUCGAGCAUAGUCUCGCUGAUGGAUUUCCCGGGAAUUCACGACGACUCCGAAGGCCAGUAUAUCGUGCGCGCACACAGCAGCGGUAAGAUCUCGCACCGCAUGCGGCCAAUCCGGGACUCCUUGGUAUCAGUUGUCCUGGAGCCAAAGGGGUGGGAAAUUCUCACUUCUUAUCCCACCCGAUCGUUCCAGCUGACGGGAAACCACGGCAACAAUGUCAGUCCGACACAUGUGGCUGUGCUGGGCCUUUUAGGAAAGAUGACUGGCGCAGCUGCUGUAGUGAGUUCGGAUAUAUUUGUUGUUGAGAACGGCCGUUUGCGAGUCGAUAUCAGCUUGAAAGCCUUGGGGACUCUGGGGAUCUACUUCUCGGAUCUUCAAAACAGGAGCAUUGAACAGAACUUCAUGGUCAUGAUUCUGGGUCAGCCAAUCCCACGGAAUACAGUGUGGAAGCAAGGUGGAGAGAAUGCUAAUGUGCUGGCAAUUGAUGUAUUGGCGGCAUGGAAAUCCAUGAAGUUGGACAGUGGAUGGAGUAACGAGGCCUCUGUACAGGUUUUUGUGGGUUAA